AAGAAAAGUUAAGAAAACGUUAAGAAAAGUUAAAAAUUAAGAAAAUGUUAAGAAUAUUUUAUAAGAAAAGUCAAUAUUUUUUAUGUAAAAAGACAAAUUAUGAAGCUUUUAUCUAUAAUUUAUUAAGAAACUCAGAAUUUCAUACUAUAAGUACAAGAUGGAAACAAUCAUAUGCAGCAAUUCGUCGUAGAAAACAGAAUAUUGAGAAGCAAAGGAAGCUUAAAGAGGAUCGUCGUCCAAUGAUAUGUAAUGCGGCUACAGGAAUACCUACAGAAUUUACACGUUCUAUUUUAUAUCCACAAGAUUUUUUUUCUUCAGAAAGAAUUUCAAAUAAUAAGGCAAAUUUUUUCUUUUCAGAAGGAGAAUUAGAUAAAUUUUUCAAGCUAACUAAAGAGGCUAAUCUUGGCCGUAUUGGACUUUCAUCAUCAGUUAUUAAUAAAAGCAGUUUAGAAGAACUUAAAAAAAAGGCAUCAGAAUAUAUUGGUGUUAAUGAAAAUACAGAAAAUAUUGAAGCAUUAUUAGAAAUUAUAUCUAAAGAAGGAAAUAUUGAAGAAUUUUUUGAUUUAAAAAAAGAAAAAAAUGAAGAAAAUAUUAUUGUUAAAUUAGCAUCUGUUUGUAAAACUCAAGAAAUAAUUGAACGAGAAGAAAGAAAAGAAAAUGUAAUGAGACGACUUAUGGAUUUGAAAAAUAGUAAUAGUAAAGCAAUACAACUUUUGAAUAUUUCUAUGGCAGUUGAAAAAUUUAGACAACAUGAAUUAGAUACAGGAUCGCCAGAAGUACAAGCAGCGGUAUUUACAGUCAGAAUUCACUAUAUAAAUUUUCAUCUCUCAUCUCAUCAUAAAGAUAAAAAUAGUCUUAGAUCUUUAAGACAUUUGGUACAUAAACGUCAGGCAAUUCUUAAAUAUUUACGUAGAAAGGAUCAAAACAGAUAUUUUUCUUGUAUUAAAAAACUUGGUUUAACCGAUAGUGCAGUAUUAAAUGAAAUUACAUUAUAAAAUUUAUAUAUUUUGAAACAAUAAUAAUAUGUAUAUAAAGGAA
Pneumocystis carinii B80 is the source of this 1038-nucleotide messenger RNA. RefSeq names its product ribosomal protein S15. Lineage: Eukaryota; Fungi; Ascomycota; Pneumocystomycetes; Pneumocystales; Pneumocystaceae. Gene Ontology annotation, molecular function: structural constituent of ribosome. The transcript is spliced from 2 exons. The record is from RefSeq and is a predicted model, not a curated record. The coding region runs from base 45 to 995 and encodes 316 amino acids. Gene Ontology annotation, cellular component: ribosome. Gene Ontology annotation, biological process: translation.